CGCGGCUCACUCACUCACACUGGCUCAUCAACGCUGGACGAGACGCGCAGCUGACAACUAGUGUACUUUUUCAUUUUCCCAUACUAAACGACUCUAAACGUCAGCAAAAUGGGGAAAGGAUGCAUAACUGCGACCAAGUACUUCCUGUUUCUCUUCAACUUCAUCUUCUUUAUCUUCGGAGCCACGAUUAUGGGAUUUGGACUGUGGAUCCUCCUAGACAAUCAGAGUCUCAUUGCAGUGUUGCAGGAGUCAUCCGUGAUCCUGAAGGUGGUCUCUUAUAUUCUGAUUGGCGUGGGCUCCUUCUCCAUGCUUCUGGGGUUUCUGGGAUGUCUGGGAGCCAUCUAUGAAAUCCGCUGCUUGCUUGGAUUGUACUUUACCUGUCUAUUGCUCAUUCUCCUGGCUCAAGUGGCUGUGUCCAUUCUCAUCUACUUCCAGCGUGAUUUGUUGAAGACUGAGGCGGAUAAAAUUGUGUCUCAAGUUGUGGCAAACUACCCUGGACAGAACAAAACCGCAGAGCAGGCCUGGGACUACCUGCAGAGAACAAUGCAGUGUUGUGGCUGGAAUGGACGCAUGGACUGGGACGAGAACCAUAUAAUAAAGAACAAUACAGUGCCGCUGUACCCAUGCUCCUGCCACAAUUACUCCAUCCAAGCACCAAUUGUACCUGAUAACGGCUUCUGUCAGGCCUCUUCUAGUGAUUGGCCCAUCUAUCAGACGGGCUGUCUGGAGCAUGUGGGGAGCUGGCUCUUCACAAAUUAUGGAAUUAUUUUGGGAAUCUGUCUUGGGGUGGCUGUCAUUGAGCUGCUUGGAAUGAUACUUUCUAUGGGCCUUUGCAAGAGUGUACACCAAGAGGAUUACACCAAAGUACCGAAGUACUGAGAAGGAAACACGGACACUCAUACACAAAUGUAUUCAGUCCUUUUUUCUUUUUGGAAAAACAGAUCUCCCUCUUUUUUUCUACAGUAUACACAGUGUUUCCAAAUGAAAAAAAAUGUUAUGUUUAAUCAUGAGACUUCACCCGUUGUCAGUAACACUAUCCCUGUGAUGUCUAAUGAGAUCUUCUUAGUCCAUUUUGAAUAGCCCAUUGUAUGACAGUUUGAAGUAUAGCACAUGAAGGCUGCCCACAUAAAUGAAUGAAACGUGUAUGACGAGACUCGCUGCCCCUGAAUGCUUUAUUUAUACACCAAAACUCAUUAACACCCAUUCUAGUCUGUUUGCUUUGAUCAUAGAGGCCCAAACUACGAGUUAACAGCCAAUUAAACUUCGGUUUGCUCUUUAUAGACAACAGGAAAACCACAAAGGGCCUGCUUUUGUUAAAACAGGAUUUUACUUUGAUAUUUAGCAUUUUGUGGUAUACAUAUACUGACACAAUUCCCACCCUUCUGUAGUGGCAUGUCUCAAAUACGAAAGUUGUGUUUUAUAGUCUGCCGUUUAUGUUUGUACAUCAGUGUUGUUUCAGGUUUAUCUUUUAUUAGUGUGUAUAUAUUUUAGGUUUCAUUUGCAUGUUCAUUUGGAUAAGUCUUGGGAGACCUUUUUUUUGUACAGAUGAUAAAUUGUAUAGCUGCGUCCCAAAUCGCAUACUUAUGCACUAUUCUACGCCAUUUUGUAGUAUAAACAGUGUAAGUAGUGUGUUCACACUAAAAACUCUAAAAACAUUAAGUGCACUUUAAUUACCCGGAUGAUGCACUCAUUCAGCCGAUAAAAUGAAGUGUGUAAUGAUGGACACUUCACGCACUCAACGACAGCAGGUUUGCUUACGUACGGAAGGGGCGGAGCUAUCGGACCCACAUGUUGAAUAACUUUAUUUAUUUUGGAUGGUGAGAUCAAAAUUCUCCUACGAGAGUGAUUAUAGCUCCUCCCGAUGGUGAAUGCGGCAACACUCACGGCAGGUAUUAUUUGAUCAUUCGGUUGUUUAUUUCACUGAUUUGGCGACCGUCAAACGUCAUCAGGGAAACGGUUAGAAUUUCCGCUUAGUAAAAAAACAUUAGUGUGCCAUUUGGGACAACACUACAUACAUAUACUAUCCUGUUGAGUGUGUAAGUGCAUAAGUACAUAGUGCAUGAGUGCAUAGUGUAUAGUGUGCCAUUUGGGACGCAGCUUAUGUCUUUUUUCUACAUGCGUAAAUCGAGCUUAUUUGUAUGAGCACGUUUGUAAGGAAGUAUAUGAAGCUAUUCCUCGAUGAUGUGAACCAAAAUUAAGAGAUUCGCCCCCAAAGUUGACUGCAGACUUGAUUUAUUUUGUAUUGCGUUGAUCCUAAUUUAACCGAGUUUCUCCUCUGGCACCACUUUGUCUUUAAUUGUAUACUUGUUUUUGACAGGUAUAAUGGAAGAGAAAAAAGAAAUGGAACAGUGUUUUCUUUAUCAUCUGUAACAAUUAUUUUGCAUUUGUAAAACUUUUAGUUUUGUAAUAUAAGGUACUCACUUAUUUUAGUGUUUUGAUGUUCCAAAAACAAAUCCUAUUUUUUUGUAAUACUGGGAAUACAGUCCCCUACCAAGUAAUUAUGAAAUUAUUGAAGUAUUGUAACUACAUGUACCUUUCUUAAGCCGAAUGUGAUACAAUAAAUAACUCACCCAA
Molecule: messenger RNA, 2574 nt
Organism: Danio rerio (zebrafish)
Lineage: Eukaryota; Metazoa; Chordata; Actinopteri; Cypriniformes; Danionidae
Gene: cd82a
Product: CD82 molecule a
Cellular component (GO): membrane
Source: RefSeq, marked validated